AUGACCGCCGCAAAGCCAUUCAACCCCUGGGUCUCCCUGCGCACUCAGCAACCCGUCGCCUCGUUCAGCUGGUGUCCUAUGAAAGACCUCCUCGCCCUCACCUACGAAACAAACUACGUCGAGGUGUUACGGCUACCAGAAUGGACUAGCAUAUGCACCCUCGCGAGAGACUCGCAAGUGGCCGUAAACGCUGUGUCGUGGAAGCAGGAUGGGAGAUCACUUGCAAUAGGGUUUGCAGACGGACGAGUGGAAGUCUGCGACGUUGAAGCUGGAACUCUCAUAGCAAAGUUCACGGGCCCAACAGACGGCAUCAAGCUUAUGGACUGGGUAUCAACAGACGUCUAUGGAUCACAGAAGCAAAGGAUCGUGACGUUUGGAGGCCUGGACGAGAAGUAUUUGCCUCCGCUGCCGAGUAGCGAAGGACAGUUGCGGAAACAGUCGUCAACGAUCAACAUUACGGAUCGGCCUGGGUCCCCAGAAGUGGCUCCGGGGCAGCUGGAUAUAAUAGCUUCAUCCGAUGGAACUGGAUGGAUACAGCUGAGCGUCGCCGGACGGCUCCCAGCAGGCCAAACAGAUUUGAGUGCGAUGGGUGAAAAGCGGUUCAAUAACCCGGAAAUCUCGCAAUUGUGGUUCACAUCGAAUCCUUCGAACUUAUGCGCCCAAGUCAUCGACCAAUCAGACAAUGCACUCAAAACACUGUAUCUGGUGCACUUCGAACCACGGUUGCUCGGCACACAUCGCACCCUGCUGUACUCCGUCACGACGCACCUAGCGCAAGUAGAAACCCUUGUAGCAUACCUGGAAGGCGGCGUCGAAGCCAUCGAACGCGAGAACAAAAUCAUAUCGGAGACGACUAGUAAAGAAAUCACCGCCUUUGACAGAGUCCUCGAGGAACAUAACAUCGACACGGAUUUCGGCAGCGAACUCCUCCAGCUGCUCCUCGUCGGCGUCCCCAGCACCAUCCUGGAACCCUACCUUACCCAACGUCUGAACCAAGGCAGCGCGCUCCGCUCCUGGCACAAAAGCGUCGAGGCGUCCAUGCUCAAUAUCGGUCGGGUGGCGUGCACGAAGGUUAUUCCAGCCAUCGAGCGGCUGCUUCUCCACCUUGACGAGCUCAAAGGGCUGGGACAGUGGGGUAUACGCCACGGCACGCCGGUGGUGAACGUGGACGCGAUACUGAAAUGCAUAGAGCACGUGCGGUCUCUCGCGCUGUUUGUGGAAAGUCAUCAGUUAGAGACCCUCACAAAUUUGCAAAACUUCGUGGAGUUCUCGAAAUGGCUGGCUGAGAGUUGUCGCGCCGUUGAGGCUGACCCCGAAUCUCCGUACGAAUUCGAUGUGGAUGCGGCAGAUGUUCGGAAGGUUAUGGCGUAUGUGCGGCGAACCUUUUUGCCUAACGACUACUGGACGCGUGAAGAACUAGCUGCCGUUAAUGCUAAUGCCGGAUGGGAUAUGAGCGACUUGGCACCGAUAAAACACUACAGUGGACUCUUGACUCGGACCGACGCUGGGAAUGAUGAGCAGUCUGUUGUUAUGCGGAGUUGUGUACGGCUGUAUAGUUACCCGUCGGGAAGCAGGGGCGCCCCCGCCCAUAAGCUGGAUGUUACGUCGAUGACUACUUGGCAGAGAUUCCACGACAAUUACAUCGCAUUCAGGAUAGAGCAUGACUUCAAUCCAGACGAUGAAUACGCCUACCCAAUACUAUGCGUCACCCGCCAAGACUGCGGAUCAUCCCAACGGGCCGCACCAUCAGACACGCCAUUGGAGCUCGCCUGUGUCCAACUUUGCACAGAUGAAGGGGUGCGGCUGGAUCACGUUGCCGGCCAACAUUUCCUUGAUGACGAUCAGUUGAUUGUUAUGCAUGAGCAUGAAUCGGCUGACGGAGUGCGGACAGGGAUGCUCUCCUCAUUCCGAUACCCGGACUUUCCAUACGCUUCCAUAUCACCAAACAUCAAAUCGAGUGAUCAAUAUUCAGGUCUCAUCAACCUUUUUUUGCGAGAUGUGAAUCAUGAAAACGUACCCUCAGUCAACGCUUGCCAUACAACAGUUCUGGAAGCCCCAUUCAUGGAGCUGGCGGUGAAUUGCAAGAAGGGCACCGUGGCGCUGCUGGAUGAGAGUCGACGGAAGGUGGCGGUGUUGGAGCAGUGA
This is a messenger RNA of Fimicolochytrium jonesii, 2145 nucleotides long. RefSeq names its product anaphase-promoting complex, cyclosome, subunit 4-domain-containing protein. Lineage: Eukaryota; Fungi; Chytridiomycota; Chytridiomycetes; Spizellomycetales; Powellomycetaceae. Gene Ontology annotation, molecular function: protein binding. The record is from RefSeq and is a predicted model, not a curated record. Gene Ontology annotation, cellular component: nuclear periphery; anaphase-promoting complex. The transcript is spliced from 10 exons. Bases 1 to 2145 code for a protein of 714 amino acids. Gene Ontology annotation, biological process: anaphase-promoting complex-dependent catabolic process; positive regulation of mitotic metaphase/anaphase transition; protein K11-linked ubiquitination.